CACACACACACACACACACACACACUCACACUCACUGGGCCCUUCCUCACAAGUCUCCAGUCCAGUCUGUCAAAUCACCCAGCAUGUGAAGCCCCUGCGAGCCUGGAAAACGUUCUCUCUGGAUACUUCAUUAAGCGGCUUUAAAUGUGCAUCUCUUCCGGAUAAUACUUUUGACUUGUCUUGGGGGCUUUUCUCUUUCUCAUACAUUGGCUCAGAGGGCUUUCUGUGGACUGAGAUGGUGCAAUGCUCCGCAGGACAGCACCGCGUGUAUGUUGCUUGUGGAUCCUGCUCUCCAGUGUGUUAAUAUGGAGAGUUCACUGCGCCAGCGCGCAGAGCUGUCAUGAGGUGAAAACCGCUUUCCAGCUGCGCCAAGUCGGUUCAUUAAGAUGGGUUCCGGAGACCGCGGCAACAGAUGCAGAUCUUCUUAUCUGCAAACACCAGGGUCCCACAUGCUGCACCCGCAAGAUGGAAGAGAGCUACUACGCCGCUGCCAAGAGAGACACACUCCAGAACAUUCUCUCCUAUAGUUUCGAACUCAAAUAUCUCAUCCUGGGCCAUGCCUCUUCCUUCCAGGAUACCUUCCAUUCCCUGCUCUCCUUCACUCUAAAUCAUACCUACUCGCUCUUCGACAGCACCUACGGGGCGAUCUCUCAAGACGCUAAACCCUUGGUGUCUACCCUCUUCUCUGACCUUGACCUCUACCUCCGUGGUGAGGCCAACAUCUCUGUAGAACACUCAGUCCACAGUUUCUACGACAAACUUUUCCCAUUGGUAUACCAACACUUGGUCAAUCCGGGCUUGGGUUCAAAUGUUUCUACCUGGUCCUCUGAAGGAAGCGAAUGCCUACGUGCCACUCGGCAUGACAUCAACCCCUUUGGCCCUCACCCACAAGAACUUGCUCAGGGACUGUCUAGGGCACUAGUGGCCGGUCGUGCCCUCAGUCGGGCACUGGCGAUGGGGUCCGAGGUUCUGAAUGCCCCCGAAUCGGGGGGAAUGGCGCGCCAAUGUGGACGUGCACUGGUGCGGAUGCUGUUCUGUCCGCACUGCCGUGGAUUGACCCUGAUCCGGCCUUGCGGAGGCCUGUGUCUCAAUGUGAUGCGGGGUUGCCUGGCAGGUCUAGCUGAGCUGGAUGGGCCCUGGAGACGCUAUGUAGCAUUGCUGGAGGGGCUGAGCGGGGCACUGUCAGGGGGAUACGAAGUGGAACUGGCACUUCUACGCAUCCGGGAAGGAAUUAACGAUGCCAUCCUUACUGCGCAACUCCAUGGACCACAUCUCAGCGCCAUGGUGGGUAAAGUUUGUGGUUCCUUGACUGAACCGGUUUCCUCCACUCCAGUCAGUCCCACCUCAAGAAGUGUGACUCCUUCAGUAAACCCAACCAUUGAACUCCAACCCUCAGUCACAUCCUCCAGUCCUACAACACUACCUACUACAGGCAACCAAUUUGAGCACAUAACACUAAAAAGAAGGUCUCUGCCUCUGAAACCGUCCAAAAACGACAAACCCAGAAGCCUGAAAAAGAUUUCAAAGGAGUUUAUGGGCUACAUCCAGCGGUACAAAUCAUUCUUCUCCACCCUGCCGGAGAUGCUGUGCGAGGGGGAGGUGGUGAUGGAUGAAAACACCUGCUGGAGUGGAGAAGAUGUGGUAGAGAGUUAUACAGGUCACGUGGUGGGGAAUGGACUGCAAGCCCAGAAACACAACCCAGAGAUAAAGAUCAGAAGUGUGGAUCCAAUCCUGGUCAACAUGAAGGAAAAGCUAGAGCACUUCAACCAGGAGAUGUGGGGAGAGAUGGGCUUGGGAACAGAUGGUCGUGAGGACGUCGAGACCAGCAGCGGCGAUGCAGCAGAAGGCAGCGGCGAGUGCGAUGAUGAAGACGGCUGUCAAGGAUCAGGCCGCAGUGAAGACGAGACAGUGCUCACUAAAAAGAAAAUCCAUGAACAAAUUCCACCACGGAACGCCAUUAUCCCAAUCCAGCCCCCCAACUCCAGAUCCAAACCUGGUGCGCCCAACGAUGGAGUCGCUCACAUCUCAACCAUCUCAUCCUUCCUAUUUCUUCCUCUCUUCCUCAUAAUACAGCUCCUUCUGUGGCCCGUCUGACGCACAGUAAAAAGACUGAAUGAUUCAAGCAUGCAUUUGCACUAGGCCCUUAGAAGUCUGCACAUUUGUCUUCUGAUCUCAUCAGAUGCUCAGUAAGUUCUCAUGUCAGCCCCCCCACAUGAUACGACUAUUCACAAACUGGUUAUUCAUUUGCUCUGGCCUGUUUUAAAGGGUUUUAUGUAGCUACUAAGUAGUGUACAAAGACAUGAAUGUGAUCAUGGUACACCAUCAUUUCUUUGGUGGUUUUACUGUCAUAUUUUAUAGUGCCGCUAUUUUGCAGCUUCAUUGAAUAAGGAUUUACAAUUACAUUCAUCUAGUUCGGUAAAAUUUAGAGUAACACAUCACAUCCUGAAUUCAUUCACACCUUCUUGUAGGAGUUACAUGAUGGAAAGGCUGUUUUGUUUUUAUAAAUGUGUGAGUAUUAUUGUAUGUGUGGAUUAUAUUCAAGAAAGAAUUAGCUAUUUUAAGUCUCCUUUUAUCAGUUUACCUGGGUGAAUCUUACAAAGGUUAUAUUUAUUUUUUAUUUAGGUUAUUAUUUUUGAGUUAUGAAAAUAAUGGCAAUUUCGCAACAUUAAGAUUUUUUCCUAAUAAUUUGA
This is a messenger RNA of Sinocyclocheilus grahami, 2690 nucleotides long. RefSeq names its product glypican-5-like. Lineage: Eukaryota; Metazoa; Chordata; Actinopteri; Cypriniformes; Cyprinidae. Gene Ontology annotation, cellular component: extracellular region; cell surface; plasma membrane. The coding region runs from base 244 to 2094 and encodes 616 amino acids. The transcript is spliced from 9 exons. Gene Ontology annotation, biological process: cell migration; positive regulation of canonical Wnt signaling pathway; regulation of protein localization to membrane. The record is from RefSeq and is a predicted model, not a curated record.